AUGAGCAAUCGAGAUCUGUCUUCACGUAGAGAUUACGAGCGAAGGGCUCAUUCCUCUCGUUAUCGAGAAGACGAUUCAACACAUCAGGGAAACUAUUCGAAAUCUCGGUCACCCAAACGGCGCAAAAGAUCUCGUUCACGCACUCCGGAACGUUCCCAUUCCGCUCAAAAGUAUGUUAAGCCGGACUGUAGCAACUUGAAGCGAGAAAAUGUCACCCCUGCAAGCCCCGAGCGAAAACCUUCCAAGAUGGACCUUUCUAGUCCGGGCACCAGUUAUUCAGCGCAACAUUCGAUCAAACCCGAAACGUCGGGGCAAAGUCGGUGCCGUCGUUCAAACUCAACUUCACCACAACGUACCCAGGAAGAAACCAAUUUAGUCAACUUCACCUUUCUUGAUCACAAAAGUGCCCUGAAUCGAGUUCUGCUUGGUUACUGCAGUCGAGACCAACUUGUAACCGAUCCCAAUGAUUUUUGGCUGUUUCUGAACAAGUACGAAACCCUUUUGAAGCGAUCAGGACAAUGUAUUCUUCCGGCACCAGUGGAUCCAACUGCUUCGCGUACGGAUAUUGAUCCAAGUCCGAAUCAAUACGAUAAGGCAUUCUGCUCAGCGUUGAAGAUUUCGGUGCCAUUUGCAGAGCUGUACAGUCGACUACAGCACUAUAACCAAAGCGGAAAGAUAACUGAGCUAAAGUUGAAGCAGUUUCUACAGAUUGUAGUACACUAUUUGGAUUUCAGGCAGAAGGAACGGUUCAACAAAUUACGAAAGCUUCGAAAUGCUCAGGCAAAUCUACCGGUAGCCAAGCAUCGAGAUGAAAUCGUAGCGGCUGUAAAGAACGAAUCGAUCGUUAUACUAGCUGGUGAUACGGGUUGCGGUAAGUCUACCCAGGUGCCGCAGUAUCUGUUUCACGCUGGGUUCGAUAAGAUUGCGUGUACUCAGCCUCGACGGAUUGCAUGCAUAUCGCUUGCCAAACGUGUUGCCCACGAAAUGCUGUGCGAAUAUGGGACACAAGUUGGAUAUCAGAUUCGCUUCGAAAGAAGUAAAAGUUCGCAGACGAAUAUACUGUUCAUUACGGAAGGUCUAUUGCUACGACAACUUUCUACGGAAGAAAAUCUCUCUCAGUAUUCGGUUAUAAUUCUGGACGAAGUUCACGAAAGACAUCUACAUGGAGAUUUCUUGCUCGGAAUUACGAAAUGCUUGAUAAGGGGUAGGCCAGACAUAAAACUAGUCCUGAUGUCAGCUACGAUCAACAUCAAACUCUUCGGUGACUAUUUCGCCGAAGAGAAAGCUCAAAUCAUCGAGGUACCUGGACGGCUGUUUCCUAUCAAGUUGCAUUACAUGCCACAAAUUCAGGAUGUUCCUACCACCAGCAGUGGAAAAAGCAAACAGAAAACAAGUGAUCGCAUCAGUCCGGAACCAUACAUUCAGAUCUUGCAGAUGAUCGACCAAAAGUAUCCACCAACGGAAAAGGGUGACGUCCUGGUUUUUCUCAGUGGUCUAAACGAGAUUACGUCGAUAGUAGACGCUGUCAAAGAGUACGCUGAGAAGAACAAAAACUGGAUCAUCCUUCCGUUGCAUAGUACCCUUUCGAUCGCCGAACAGGACAAAGUGUUCGACUACGCACCGGACGGAAUGCGAAAGUGUAUCGUAUCGACGAAUAUCGCAGAAACAUCGGUGACUAUCGAUGGAAUACGGUUCGUCAUCGAUUCGGGCAAGGUGAAGGAAAUGAGCUACGAUGCUACUACGAAAAUGCAAAGGCUGAAAGAGUUUUGGAUUUCCAAGGCUUCGGCGGAGCAACGCAAAGGUAGAGCAGGUCGAACGGGUCCCGGUAUUUGCUAUCGAUUGUAUGCGGAAAAACAGUUCUCCGAUUUUGAAUCGUACACUACGGCAGAGAUAUUGAAGGUACCGCUAGAAUCGCUGUUGCUGCAGAUGAUUUCGAUGGGACUGCCGAAUGCUCGAAUGUUUCCGUUCGUCGAAGCACCACCGGCCGAAAAUAUCGAAAAUGCCAUCAUGAAUUUGAAGCAUCAUGAGGCACUAAUGGCGGACGAAAAGCUAACUCCACUGGGAAAAGCAUUGGCGAAAAUUCCAGUGGAUAUCGGUAUCGGAAAGAUGUUGCUGAUGGGAUGUGUAUUUCAACAACUGCAACCGGUGUUGACUCUAGCUGCGACGUUGAGUGUUCAGUCACCGUUUACAAACCGUGCCUAUCGGGAGCCAGAAUGCGAGCGCGCUCGUAAAUCAUUUGAAUCGGAUCACGGCGAUCCAGUCAUGCUUCUGAACGCCUACAAGGAAUGGUUGGAGCUGAAGCAAAAUCGCUUCGAAUACAGAAGAAACGAACAGCAUGAAAGUUCCAAAAGUUGGUGCCGCAGACGUGGCCUCGAGGAGCAGCGGUUCUAUGAAAUCACCAAGCUGAGGCGUCAAUUUCAAGAUUUGCUGCAAGAUUGCGGUCUGAUGGAGAGCGGAAACACGGACAGUAUGACCAGCGCUGAGCGGGCUAUCCGUCACGGAGAGCUAAAGCAGCUGAAGGAACUGAGAAAAGAACAUCGCAUGGAGGCGCCCAGGAAGCGGAAACUGUUGAAAUCGGAUCCUUGGGGGCUUGAACAGGGCGAGGAAGAUGAUGGAAAAGUUGACAUCAGGGAUGUGGAAUUUCGGUUGAGCCACGAUUCGUCGAAAAUCCAGGACUUGGUGUCCGGAGCUACCGCUUGCAGUUAUCGGGAUUUGAUGACAUUGAAACUGAUUCUGGUUAGUGGAUUGUAUCCACAGGUUGCCAUUGCAGAUGAUUACAACUAUUGCAAGAGUCCCACCGAGCAAUUUUUCCAUACACAAACCAAACCUUACGUUUCGCUUCAUCCAAUGGGCUAUUUUGGCAACAAUACCGAUGUUCUUCAACUGCGGGAUGAUGAUAUUGUAGAUAAGACUGGAUUGUACAAGUCGCGACAACCGUUAAGCUCCAGGCAUCAAAUUCUCUGUUAUCUAACGCUAUUGGAAACGAACAAAACUUAUUUGAUGAAUACAUUGCGAAUGCCAGCAGCUCAAACUCUGCUACUCUUUGCACAUACAAUCGACACCAAUCUAACGUUUUCUCGGUUGAUUUGCGACUCUUGGUUAUGCCUCGAUUUCCCGUCUCCUGAAAGCGGUCAAACUUUGCUGUUCAAAGCUUCAAGUUUGAGACGUCUCUGGAACAAAAUGUUGGCAGAGAAGUUGAAAGUCCUAAAUCAUACAGCCGAUGAGGAACUAACUAGAAGCGAACGUGAAAAAUCGAUUGAACAGAUGAACUAUGAAUUGUGGCAUGAUCUAGCACAGUUUAUGAAUACUGAGGUAUGCUACACUUUGAAACGACUACUUCCUGCUGACGUUAAAACCAUGUACAAAGGACCAUCAGCUGAGCACAACUUGGAAGUCGAUCCUAAUCCGUUUACAGAAGAAUUCUUACCGGUCGUAAAUGAUACGAAAGGGGGACUGCAUAUUACGGAGAAUAUUCUUUAUGGAUGUGUCAAUGAAACUGAUUGGAGUAUGCAAAUGUUCGACGAUAUCGUGUCCAACGAUUGGGAAUGUACUACUUGUAGUUGUACGUAUAAUUUGACCGGGCUUCAAAAAUUGCAACAUAAAAUAGUUUGCAAAGAGAAUCCAUCGGAAGAACCGUCCCCGGCUGAGACUCCGUCGACUAGCAGCAGACAUAAACCCGGAUCAAAGCAAUUCGAAUGCCCUGUUUGUGGGAACACUCUCCAUUUGUCAUCGAUAGAAAUUCUCAAACACAAAAAAUCUUGCUCCAAAACAGUCAAGGAAGAGGUUGAGUAAACCGUUCCAAUAUUUAUUGCUAUCUGUCUACCACAAUAAAAUGCAUUUGAAUCACA
Messenger RNA from Ochlerotatus camptorhynchus, 3848 nucleotides. Its product is annotated as probable ATP-dependent RNA helicase DHX34. Gene Ontology annotation, molecular function: helicase activity; ATP binding; RNA binding. The record is from RefSeq and is a predicted model, not a curated record. Gene Ontology annotation, cellular component: intracellular anatomical structure. The transcript is spliced from 7 exons. Gene Ontology annotation, biological process: nuclear-transcribed mRNA catabolic process, nonsense-mediated decay. The coding region runs from base 1 to 3792 and encodes 1263 amino acids. Lineage: Eukaryota; Metazoa; Arthropoda; Insecta; Diptera; Culicidae.